AGUUCUAUAAAUCGUUAGUUUUCGUUUAGCGUGCUUAGUUUUUGCAAAAUGAGCGUCCAGAAAAGUAUUCUUGAUUUGCCUGCAAAGGUUAUAGGCUUAAUAUACGGAGAGCUUACUCUCCAUGCAAAACUGCAGUUGGCACAGGUGCACAAAGUCCUGCGAGAUGCUUUUAUCCUCUACAUCGGCGGACAAUUUCACCGCAUAUGUGUCGGGGACUUGCCCUAUGAAGCGUGGGCCGUAGUAUUGGAGAUGUGCGGACCGGGCGUCUGUGAUCUCAUUUGUAAUGACUUGAAGGCAGGAGAUCCCCGAGUGGAUUUGAUUCGAAAGUAUUGCGACAACUUGCGAUACAUGGAGGUGUCAUCAUCAGCUGAUUCUGGUUGCGGACCGGCCAAGGAGCUACUCUUCCAACGCACAGGGCUCCUUUCGCUCUACUUGUGCGUUCCCGAUCUGGGCGAAGUGCUUCAAUUACUGGUAGAUCUUCCAAAUAUAAAGGAGCUGUCGCUAUACAUGUUUUCUGCAAAAGGACUUACCCAAAUACAAAGACUGGUUCAUUUGACAAGUUUGCAUUUGACCAGUGGCAGCUCUGAAAUACUCAUUUGCCUGUUUGAUUUCUGCACAACAUUAACAAAACUUCGCAGGUUGGCCUUGAAUUACUUCAAAAUUCAAUGUGAUGGUAAAGGGGAUUUGCCUGCUUCUAUAAAGGCUCUUGAAUUACUUGGGUGCGAAGUCUUGACCGAACUUCCCUACUUUCCAAGACUUCAGUCGUUAUCUAUUAUAAAAACUAGUUGGUCAAAAGGCAAUUUCUGCAAGUUCGUUUCUGUACACAGUAAUACCCUUAGGCUCUUGAAAUUUUGUGCCAAGCGACAGUUGCAAGUAGAUGAGUUCCUUAAGAUUCUGAGUUCCGCAAGAAAAUUGAUAAGAUUGAACGUGGUAGUUCGUAAGGACGACAUUAUUACUGCUGAUUUUGUUGCGAACUUUAUUAAAAUCAUUAAGGAUAAUGGUGUUGCUACCUCAAGUCGUCCAUUGAAUAUGAGGAUAACUAAAUGCCAAUUUAAUGAGAUAUAUCAGUUGUUUGAUGAAUCACCAGGCUCCGAAAUCAUACGAUUGGGUUGGCUUGAUUUCCCGGACAUAAUACGUGAUUAAAGGAAAAGAGAUCCAACUUUGUCGAAGUCACUUACCAG
Messenger RNA from Drosophila subpulchrella, 1181 nucleotides. RefSeq lists its product as uncharacterized. Lineage: Eukaryota; Metazoa; Arthropoda; Insecta; Diptera; Drosophilidae. The transcript is spliced from 3 exons. The record is from RefSeq and is a predicted model, not a curated record. Bases 49 to 1143 code for a protein of 364 amino acids.